This is a messenger RNA of Eptesicus fuscus (big brown bat), 2582 nucleotides long. RefSeq names its product tigger transposable element derived 4 (gene TIGD4). The transcript has 3 exons. NCBI's taxonomy places the organism in Eukaryota, Metazoa, Chordata, Mammalia, Chiroptera, Vespertilionidae. Gene Ontology annotation, molecular function: DNA binding. Gene Ontology annotation, cellular component: nucleus. Bases 753 to 2291 code for a protein of 512 amino acids. The record is from RefSeq and is a predicted model, not a curated record.
UGUGCGCGGGUUCCGAGGCACCUGCCAGAGCUAGACGGGUCGGAGGUCUCCAGGAGCCCUCAGCAUCCCUUCUUCUUUCUCAUUCACACACCCCAGCCUCACGCGUUAGGCGUCCCCCCAGCAGACGAAGUAUAUAUUAUAAAGCAUUCAAAGGCAAGUGAAAAUUCAAAUGCACGGAGCAGAGCUAGAGAGCUUUCUACAGAGGCUCUUCAGAAGAGACAGAAGGUAUACUGUCAAGCCCUAGAAGGAUUCUACCAUUUUCUUAUCUACCCUGAAGAGACUUGGAAAUUAAUGGGUAACAUUUUGUAUGAAAAUUUCUAAAUGCUACUUGUUCUUAUCUUUGAGGCCUUCUGUGGAGAAUUAAUAGGAGGUUGAAUGAGCAAAUGGAUAAAGUGAACCGUCUUAAAGGAUUGAAGUUCUAAAAAUAUAUCAGCAGGACUGGACAGGUUUGAGAUAAUGAGAUUUCUAUUUUAGCUUGACUUCUGAAACACUGAAUAAACUAUAAACUGAGCUACACAAGGUCCUUGGAAGGAAGUUUCUCUUCUAAACUAUUCUAGUUGCAUAUAACAUUUUUCUUAUUUAGAGCCAUUGAAAAAUAUAUACUUAGUCAUCAAUAGGAAUAAGACUAUUGUACACGUACCAAUUUGUAAUGUAUGAAGUGGGAGAGAAAGCGGCAAAUUGUGUUAUACGGGAAAAGACAUUUAAUUAAAGAAACAGAAAGAGGAGAAAUCUCUAUAUAAGCGCUGGUUGAGAUGGCAGAAGCUUCUGCAGAUGCCUCAACUCUCCCCGUAACAGUGAAAAAAAAGAAAAGUCUGUCCAUUGAAGAGAAGAUCGACAUCAUAAAUGCAGUAGAAAGUGGCAAGAAAAAAGCAGAGAUUGCAGCUGAAUAUGGAAUAAAGAAAAAUUCAUUGUCCUCUAUUAUGAAGAAUAAAGACAAAGUUCUAGAAGCCUUUGAAUCUCUGAGAUUUGAUCCAAAGAGAAAAAGACUGAGAACUGCUUUCUACACAGAUCUGGAAGAGGCAUUAAUGAGGUGGUAUCGAAUUGCUCAGUGUCUAAAUGUACCAGUUAAUGGUCCAAUGUUGCGUCUAAAAGCAAAUGAUUUUGCCCAGAAACUGGGACAUAACGAUUUUAAGUGUAGUAAUGGUUGGCUGGAUCGCUUUAAAUCCAGGUAUGGUUUAGUAUUCAGAGCUCAACCUAUAGAAGCUACAGGUGUAUCAGUAGACCCUUCAGCUGUUUGGCACCAAAACAUACUUCCUUAUUAUUUAAAUGAUUAUCAUCCUAAAAAUGUUUUUAAUAUAAAAGAGACUGGACUGCUUUAUCGAAUGUUACCUACAAAUACAUUUGCAUUUAAAGGAGAAACAUGCUCAAUUGGAAAGCUAUGCAAAGACAGAAUAACCCUGGUGGUUGGGACAAACAUGGAUGGCUCCGAAAAACUUCCUUUGCUUAUCAUUGGGAAAAACAGAAAUCCACAUUGUUUCAAAGGUAUGAAAUCAUUGCCUGUGUAUUAUGAAGCUAACAGAAUGGCAUGGAUGACCGCAGAUAUAUUUGAACAAUGGAUGAGGAAGCUUGAUGAGAAAUUUCAAGCCCAGCAACGAAGAGUUGUGAUUUUUGUUGAUUCUCUUCCUGCACAUCCAGAGGUAAAGAACCUAAAGUCCAUUGAGUUAGCAUUUUUCCCGUCAUGUUUGUCUCCCAAAUUUAUAGCCAUGAAACAAGGUGUUAUUAAAAGCCUUAAAAUUAAAUAUCGACAUUGUCUUAUCAAGAAAUUUUUAAGUUCUGUUGAAGGCAGCAAAGAAUUUACAUUUUCCCUACUCGAUGCAGUUGAUACAUUGCAUCUCUGUUGGAGGGCUGUAACCCCAGAGACUAUUGCUAAGAGCUAUGAAGAGGCAGGAUUCAAAUCUCAACAGGGAGAAAGUGACAAGACAAAUACAGAGUCCAACACUGGUCUUGAUUUGGUUGCCCACGCCCAGGCAGCAGAAGUGGAAUUUCCUGAAGGUUUAUCUGUAGAAGAGUAUGCUGCCCUGGACGAUGACUUGGAGACGUGUGAAGCAGCGCCAAGUGGUGAUGCGGUAUGGACCAAAGAAAGUAAAGCAGAUGAAACUGGAUUUUAUACUUCUGAUGAAGAGGAUGAUGGUGGAUCUCUGGGAACUGAACUUCCUUUACCGUCAAAAAAUGAGGCAAUAACUGCUUUAGCUACUCUUAAAAAUUUUCUUAGAAGUCAAGAUAUGAAUGAUGGGCUUCAUAAUUCUUUAGCAGACCUUGAAAUUUUUAUUAACUCUUUAUCACUUAAGUAAUUAUUUAUUUUACAACAACUGAAGAUUAAUACCUUUUCCUGAUAUAUUUUUCUAUAUGAGGUAUGUAAAAGGAAAAUACCACAAACAUAAAAAAUGAAAAAUUAGUACAUUUUGGUUUACUUGCAAAUAUCUGGUCUGAAUAGCAAAUUCCCUAGGUAGAUUAAAUAAUGAUUAAGUAAAUGAAAAACCUGAAUUUCAAUUUAGCAAGCUUUUGGAAAGUAGAAAUGUAUUUCAGAGGCCUGUACUUGAAAAAUGUGGUAAAUGUGUUAAAAAUAAAAAACUAUCCAGCUA